AUGGAAAGACUGAAGGCAGACAUAAAGGCUCAUGAAAGACUUACUCAGGAAUACAACCAGAUCAUCAUCCCGCGUCUCCAGCAAUCCGACGAGUUUCUGAACCGAAUGUGUCGCCGAUCUGGCGAAGUCGAUCAAACCUCGCAGGCCGAGUUAGAUAGGCAAAUGAAAACGUUGGAGAAGACGCUCAAGUAUUACAUCCAAAGUCGAAACGAUCAACGCCAAGCGAAGACGAAAUUAUCUGGAAUCGAGAAUGAAUCGUCUUCGAGAAGUCUUCACAACCGGAAACGCGAGGAUCGCCUUUCAAGGAGACGCCAAAAAUACACGGAGAAAGACAAGGCCUUCCAGCAGAUGAAGAACGAUUUCGUUCUCCAACUCAAAGCCACGCAAGCCUGCUUCAACACCUAUUACGAGUCACGGUUGCCGGAAAUUGUUGAUUCCUGCGCAUUGGGAUUCCACGCGAUAGUGCGUCACGCGCAAAAAGCGACGAUCCAGUCUGAAAAAAAUGUUCUCCAAGAGAGGCUCUCGAGGUGCAACGCGUCGCUCAAGCGGCUGGAAAAUGUGAAUAGCAAAUCGGACAUGGAACAUCUGAAGAACCUAGUCCCGGAUAUGUUCAAAGAGUUCUCGCUGGAAUUUAAGGAGCUCGACCACAGUGUUGAUAUCAACGAAGACAGCUACAAAGGAUUGGCGAUGCAGUCAGAGCAAAUUCAAGGAAGACUCCAUGGAGUGGAAGAGGACUUUCAGAGCUCGAGAAAACGCGCUGAUAGAGCAAGAGAUGAUCUAAUGAAUAAUCUUCCCAAUCUCACAGAAGUGAUACCUCCCGGAUCUGAAGAAACGCGGAACCGGACGGAGCUAGAAAAUGAGUUCUUCGAACAUCUGGGCAAGUUGUCUGAGCUGGAGUUGCAGAAGAGCAAAAUGUCGGCGAAAUCGGAGCACUUGACAAAAUCUCUUGAAAAUGCGGGCCCUAUCGCUGCAAGACUGCGUGCACGAGAGAAACGCAGCAAAGAAGCAAAUAGUCAUCUGCGUAAAUCUCGAUACAUUCUACCAAGCGAUAUUCAGCUCUUCGGAGGGCGAUUGUUGGAGCAAGUACAGCUCUCUGGCCAGGCAGUGCCGAGGAUAAUUUCCAGCUGCGUUCGAUGCAUCACUAGACACGGCCUUUACCAUCAAGGCAUCUUCCGCGUUAAUGGAGUUCAGGCUGAAGUUGCUAGGCUACAGGAUGCCUAUUCAUCGGGCGAAGAUCCGCUCGCGGAAUGCAAAGAUACCCUCUUUUACGACAUUAAUUCCGUCGCUGGCGUUCUCAAGAUGUACCUCCGGAAGCUCGAGACGAAGCUGAUACCAGAUGACGUCUUCGAAGAAUUCAACGACGCGGCGAGCAUCAAAGACGAGAUCCUCAGAGCAGAGAAAGUCAGGACUAUCCUUAAGGCGAUUCCGGACUCGAUCCUGAUUGUCAUGCGAUAUAUUUUCCAGUUUUUGCAUCAUUUGUCAAUGAACUCUGACGAAAAUAUGAUGGACGCGUAUAACCUGGCGGUGUGUUUUGGCCCCUCCGUAAUCGACAUUCCUAACCAUGCCAAUCCAGUCAUGUGCCAGGCGAACAUAAACAACGUAAUAAAGACCAUGAUCGAAUGCGCAGAAGACAUCUUUCCAGACCAUUUGGAAGGGCCGCUGUACGAACGUCAUGUGGAUGCAAUUGUCAACGAUUCCGAAGACAACAUGUCUUCCGUCGCAGAUUCCGCUUCCAAUCCAGGCUCGCCGCAAUUGGGGCUGAAUCUCCAGACUGGAUCCAACUCGUCAAAAUCGUCACAAAAUGAGAUGUUGGAUUCGCCAACCUCGGAAACGAACUUAUUUCCAUAUCACUCCGGAAAAGGGCAAAUUAUACGAUCAAGCAUUCAAGCAGCUGAGUCUGGGGAAUUUAUCGGUGAAGCAAUCGCAGCAUACGAUUAUAAAGCGCGCUCUCAGAAAGAACUUGGCCUCCAGAAAGGCUGCAGAGUAUUCCUCAAGAAGAAAAUGAGUCCCGACUGGUGGAGAGGGCAAGUCAACGGCGUGGAAGGUCUCGUUCCUCAUAUUUAUCUGACCUUUGCAGGAUCCAGCUCGAGCUCAACACUUUCCGAAAAAUCACAAUCUUCACUUCACAGACACCGCUUUGGCGAUCGCUCACUGCGCCAAGAUCCCAGAUUUCAAAAACAUCACCAAGUGAACUACACGCGACACAAGGAAAUAUAA
Molecule: messenger RNA, 2217 nt
Organism: Oikopleura dioica
Lineage: Eukaryota; Metazoa; Chordata; Appendicularia; Copelata; Oikopleuridae
Source: the annotation of a GenBank genome assembly